Molecule: messenger RNA, 916 nt
Organism: Saitoella complicata NRRL Y-17804
Lineage: Eukaryota; Fungi; Ascomycota; Saitoellomycetes; Saitoellales; Saitoellaceae
Exons: 1
Coding region: 52-765 (237 amino acids)
Source: RefSeq, a predicted model, not a curated record
CAUGAAGUCCAUGCUGAGGGUCUUGGCUCGAAACGGGGAGGGGCGAGGCAUAUGAAGUUUGGAGGUGGUGAGGGGAAGGGGAAGGGGAAGGGAGAGGGGGAGGGGGAGGGGGUGCAGGAGGACUUGUGUUUGUUGAAGGCGGUUGUUGGAAUUGAUGAGAAGAUUUUGAAGAUGCGACGGAAAUUGGGUGAGGUGUUUUACUCCCGCAAACUCCAUAACGAACUCGGUAUCAAAGAAGGCGACAUGGUCAUUCCUCCCCUCCCUCCCACCGACACGGGGGAUUUGGGGUUGAAUCUCCCGCCUGCGGCACAGGAGGUGAUGAAGAAUGGGGGUGAUAGGGGAAGAGUGAGGAAAGGGAAUGAUGUCAAGUAUUUGGCGGAUUAUCAUUCGAGUUCGGCAAGUGAGGGGGAGGAUCCAAGGACUGCGCAUCGACAUGAUCCUAUCGUCGUUACGGAGGUUGUGGGCUCGAGGGCACCGACCACCACCACGGCUCCGAUGUCGCCGAGGAAGAAGGCACCAACCGCGGUGACGUACAUCAACUCUUCCUCCGGCGACGAAUCCGAAAACGGGUCCCCUAACAAGGCACCAACGGCGGUGACAGCGGAAGACAGUUUUACGGAUUCGAGGACGAAGAGUGUCGGGAUCAAUAAGGAUGCGAAGAGGAAGUAUUGGGCUACGAAGGGUGGGGGAAUGAGUGUGCCGACUGCGUUGGUGAAGGAGGGGAGUGGGAGUGGGGUUGUUGAUGUUAGUUCGGAUGAUGAGUAAGAAUGGACCUUCGAAGUAUGUUGGUUUUGAGACGGGAUAUACGAAGAGGGGCAAAGAGGAGAUGGAGAGGUUGUAGAAGGAUGUUCUACUGGUAUAUUUCUGGCGUUUUGGAAGGAUAUUGAGAGCUCGCAUAGCAUGGUAUAGCCCCUGU